Messenger RNA from Cololabis saira (Pacific saury), 657 nucleotides. Its product is annotated as cytochrome c oxidase assembly factor 5. Bases 132 to 359 code for a protein of 75 amino acids. Lineage: Eukaryota; Metazoa; Chordata; Actinopteri; Beloniformes; Belonidae. Gene Ontology annotation, cellular component: mitochondrion. The record is from RefSeq and is a predicted model, not a curated record. The transcript has 3 exons. Gene Ontology annotation, biological process: mitochondrial respiratory chain complex IV assembly.
CGUCAUGCCAGUUCCCCAUCAUGGUGGCCGUUUUUCAUAACAUUGGCUGACGUUUCUGUUGAUUGAGCAGAUUUCACACGCUGUGAGUUGGACAGAAAUGCAGUUUUGGUUUUGAAAGUAAAUUUUGGAGAAUGCCGAAGUAUUACGAGGACAAGGAGGAGGACAACAGAGCAUGCGCGGGCGUGCGGGAGGACUUUAAGGCUUGUCUGCUGCAGCACGACUGCGUGGUGAAGGAAGGAAAGAUGCCCAGCCAGUGCCUGAAGGAAGGACACUGUAGAGCCCUGCAGACGUCCUUCUUCGAGUGCAAGAGGUCAAUGCUGGACACGAGGUCGAGGUUCAGAGGGAGGAAAGGAUACUGAGGCGCCGGCUCGAUGCCGCUGCCGCCACACGGAUGAGCAGAGGCCGGAUAGACGGCUGUGAUCAGAGAAGCAGCCGCUUGUGUGACGACGUGUGUUGCAGAUAAAACCAGUCUGAAGGACAGAAACGAGGAGACUAGUGCACGCUAAAGACGUGUGAUGGGAUCAUGCAGCCGUCAGUGCUGGAUGGGGAGCAUCUUAUUCCCUGACUUGUAUAAACGAGAAAUGUUAUUCCAGAUGUGUGAAAUAUGUGAUGAAAAUGCAAAUGAGUAAAAAUAAAUGAUGAAAAAAAGUUAUAUUU